Molecule: messenger RNA, 2162 nt
Organism: Exophiala dermatitidis NIH/UT8656
Lineage: Eukaryota; Fungi; Ascomycota; Eurotiomycetes; Chaetothyriales; Herpotrichiellaceae
Product: MFS transporter, SP family, arabinose:H+ symporter
Exons: 4
Coding region: 364-1854 (496 amino acids)
Biological process (GO): transmembrane transport; carbohydrate transport
Cellular component (GO): membrane
Molecular function (GO): carbohydrate:proton symporter activity
Source: RefSeq, a predicted model, not a curated record
UUCUGACUCGCAGUCUCGUCUCCAAUCUUGCAGCCUGUAUGGCUACGCCGGCGUCGACUGUAAUUGAGCCUUGGUAGAGCCUGACUCAGGUGCAUUGUGACUACCGAGGUCUUCGCCUUACUCCGGCCACAGUUAGCAAAGACUCACUGCCAUCAAAUACCAAAGAAUGCCAUAAUCCCGGACAACCUGUCUUGAGGCUUCCACUAAAAUUGGCGGGCAAUGCAAUUGAACUGUGUUGAUCAGAGUCAGUAACCUCGGACUCUGAGGUACCCCAAUCGCACACAGUAACCGUUCCAUGGAAAUGGCCGGACAUGGGUGCAAUCGUCCUCUCUUACAAGAAGGGGCCGAAGCCUGUACCGGCUGAUGCAGUUCAUCUGUGGUACUUCUUUCAUGAUGUACGGGUACGACGCCGGAGUCCUCGGAGGCGUGCUCCUGCACCAGCCAUUUCUCGACGCGAUAGACAACCCAACAGGCGAAUGGGUGAUCCCAUGGAUAUCCAGCUCAUACAGUCUCUCAGCAGCCAUCACAUGCCUGAUCGUGGCAACCUUUUCAUUCCGGAUCGGACGACGAGGAACAAUCAUUCUAGGCAACAUCGCUGCCGUCAUCGGUUCCGUGAUCCAGUCGACAGCAAACUCAGUGGCCCAACUCACAGUUGGACGAGUGAUUACCGGGUUCGCCAUCGGGUGCAUCUCGAGCGCCGUGCCGACAUACCUGGCCGAGACGGGCGCGGAGAUAGGUGAUCGCGGUCCAGCCAACGCCUUCAACGCCAUAAUGUUGAUCUCAGGUGUUCCGCUAGCAUACUGGAUCGACUAUGGGUUCACAAAAUCCAACGCCCAAUUCUCCUGGCGCGUCCCUAUUGCAUUUCAAUGUGUCUUUGCCCUCAUUGGCGGAACGUGCAUGUUCUUCCUUCCCGACACGCCUCGGUAUUACUAUGCCAAGGGACGACACGAUGAAGGAGAUGCCGCCCUGAUGCGACUGCACGAUGCUCCGUUGGAUUCCCCAAAGGUACAGGCCACGAAGAACGAAAUCCUCAUGACCAUCGAGGCCGAGGAUGAAGCCAGUUCGAGUCUGCACUGGAAGUUGUUUUUGACUUCGGGUAUCAUCGACAGAACGCCCAUGAAGAUCAUUAGGAGGCUGUGUAUUUGUUUCUGGCUGCCUAUGAUUCGGGAGUGGAUGGGGUCGAGUCUGAUGGCAUAUUACAGCUCCGUCAUCCUCAGCAAAGUCGGCGCCCGCGCCUCCCUAGUCAGUCUUCUCGCAGGAGUCCUCAACAUCUUCUUUGCGCUGGGCUGCGUCCCCCUCUACUUCACCAUCGAACGAGUCGGCCGACGCUCAGUCCUAAUGUACGGCGCGAUAUUCAUGUCUGUUCUCAUGUUGAUUUUCACGGUUCUCCAAGCCGUGCCUCCUACGCCAUCGAUCCAAUGGGCCGGGAUAGGUAUAAUUUUCAUCUUUUUGUUUGUGUUUGGUUAUGCAUGGCAGGGCUGCGUCUGGUUGUACGCUUCCGAGAUUGCGCCCCUCGAAUACCGCCAUAUCGGCGGUGCUUUCACGGGGUUUGGAGAGUGGCUCAUGACUUUUAUUACGGUCUUUGCUGGGCCCAUUGGGCUGACAAAUGUCGGUUGGAAGUUCUGGAUCUGGGUUCUUGCUGGAAAUCUGGUCGCUGUGGGGUUUGUGUUUUUCUUGUGUCCGGAGACGGGUGGGAAGACCUUGGAGCAGGUCGACUUUUUGUUCUCGACUACUAAGAAUCCGACUUCUUUCGGGCCAAAAGGGGAUGACGACGAUGUCGAGCAGACUUGGAUUGAAGGGGAUAAGAAGACCAGUGGGAUGCAGAUGCAUGAAGUGCAGGUCCGAGAGUCGUAGGAAAAGGAAAAGAGGACACUCUCUCGAAGCACUGGCAGACGCAUGCAUAGGACAGCAUGGCCUGGCAGACGCGCAGUUUUCAAACAGUACGCCGAUAUUAGUACUGGAGAACGAGGUGGAACUGUAAAAUGCCCUUGCGUGCUGUAUUGAGCCACAACGUCAGACAGAUAGAUAUAGAUAUGUACAUGCUGUAACUAUCACGUACUGUGUGUAAUGGCUCUAUACCUGUCAUUGGACGACGAACGACACUUCCUCGAACCUAUCAACGAGCGAAGGAAAAAGGAAAGAAAACAAUCCAUAUUAGCCAG